AUGCGCGCCCCGCCGCUGCUGCUGCUGCUGGCCGCCUGCGCGCCGCCGCCCUCCGCCGCCGCCGUCCCGACGCCGCCGGGCUGGGAGCCGGCGGCCGACGCGCCCUGGUGCCCCUACAAGGUGCUGCCCGAGGGCCCCGAGGCGGGCGGCGGGCGCCUGUGCUUCCGCAGCCCCGCGCGCGGCUUCCGCUGCCAGGCGCCCGGCUGCGCGGCGCACGCCUCGGCCGGCCGCUCGCUGCGCGCCAGCGUCCUGCGCAACCGCACGGUGCUGCUGCAGUGGCGCCUGGCACCAGCCGAGGCGCGCCGCGUGCGCGCCUUCGCGCUCAACUGCUCGUGGCGCGGCGCCUACACGCGCUUCCCGUGCGAGCGCGUGCUCCUGGGCGCGUCCUGCCGCGACUACCUGCUGCCCGACGUGCACGACGGCGUGCGCUACCGCCUGUGCCUGCAGCCGCUGCCGCUGCGCGCCGAGCCCGCCGCCGCCGCCCCGGAGCCCGCCGGGCCCGCCGAGUGCGUGGAGUUCGCUGCCGAGCCGGCCGGCAUGCGGGAGAUCGUGGUGGCCAUGACGGCGGUGGGCGGCUCCAUCUGCGUCAUGCUGGUGGUCAUCUGCCUGCUCGUGGCCUACAUCACCGAGAACCUCAUGCACCCGGCUUUCGGGCGCCCCGGCCUGCGCAGGCAGCCCUGAAGCACCAGGCGAGCGGCCCACCGGCGCUCCGCCUGCCCGAGAUUGGCGCCCGCUCCCCACUCGUCGCUCCUGCUCCCUCCUUAGGAUGUCCACGCAGGGCCUGCUGGAGACCGGUAGGGCCCCAGCCCGCCAGGGCCUUGGAGUCAUUGCACGACCUUCCUAGCCCGGCAUCCGCCUCCCACACUCCAAGUCGGGACUGACCCUUGGGCCCGCGAGGGGGUGCCAGCCUCGACCAGGGCUCUCCCUGCUUUCCAGAGGCCUUUACUGGGGCCGCCGGGACUUACUGCCCCUUCUAGCAAGAGCCAUUGGCAUCCCCGGGUCAUCACGCUGUACCUGCAGCCUGUGCCAAGUUGGAAAAAACAGGCUGUCAUCAUUGCUUGGUCACUGUGUGCUUUGCCGACUUGAGGAGGCCCCUUGGAGCCUGUCCUCUCCCCACCUCACCCCAGUGGGCUUAGAUUAGCGUCGUGCCUUAGUGUCUUGGGGCCACCGCGGGAGCCAACCACUGGUCCUGUGCUGUCGAGGGGGCCUGUGGCCCUGGCACUGGCUGGCUUGUGUUCUAUCCAGCCAGAGCCCACUGGGAAACCCCCCUGCAAGCUUUGCAGGAGCCUCAGGUGUGGGUAAGCAGCAUCUCGUGCUGUUUCCCUCCUUGGGCGUCUGAUAUGCUGCGAACCAAGAUGGGCCGGGCCUCUGGUGGGCGUGUCCAGGGGCAGUGCCCUCUGACCUUGGGGGAGGCUGGCAGUUCUCCAGGGCUGCCU
Molecule: messenger RNA, 1436 nt
Organism: Lontra canadensis (Northern American river otter)
Lineage: Eukaryota; Metazoa; Chordata; Mammalia; Carnivora; Mustelidae
Gene: FNDC10
Product: fibronectin type III domain containing 10
Exons: 1
Coding region: 1-681 (226 amino acids)
Source: RefSeq, a predicted model, not a curated record